Molecule: messenger RNA, 4317 nt
Organism: Nymphalis io (European peacock)
Lineage: Eukaryota; Metazoa; Arthropoda; Insecta; Lepidoptera; Nymphalidae
Product: ATP-dependent translocase ABCB1-like
Exons: 23
Coding region: 102-3887 (1261 amino acids)
Biological process (GO): transmembrane transport
Cellular component (GO): membrane
Molecular function (GO): ATP binding; ABC-type transporter activity; ATP hydrolysis activity
Source: RefSeq, a predicted model, not a curated record
ACACAUCGACGAACAAAAAAUCGUGAAAUACUUGUGGUGCUUAAAUAAAUUCUUAUGCGAAAAAGUUUUUCUACAAAGUUAAUAAAAUUCAUGACAUAGCAAUGACGGACUUUGAAGAGAAAGGCAAAAAGAAAAGCUACACCGUGAAUGAUUUGUCUAAAGUUGAAUUCACCAAAAAUGGCUCCGCUACUGACAAAAGCAGCAAUGCUGAUUCAGAAACAAAUGGAAACGAAGUACCGAGUGUAUCAUUUAUUACAUUAUUUCGAUUCGCUUCCGGGAUGGAUAAAUUGUAUAUAUUCUUAGCAAUAUUAUUCUCAAUAUUAUGUGGAUGUAUGACGCCAAUAAAUACUCUGUUGUUUUCAUCUUUGUUACAAAGUAUGGUAAGGUUCGGAAUUUUGCAAGAAGCUGAUGUCUUCCUCGAAGCAAUCAAAACAUUUGCAAUAAAUAACAGUAUAGUUGGCGCAAUACUUGUUAUAUUCUCGUAUCUUGCGACUAUUCUUAUGAAUAUAUCAGCUUUUAAUCAGGUAUACCGGAUUCGUCAGGAGUAUUUAAAAGCAGCUCUAAAUCAAGAUUUUGAAUAUUUCGACUCGCAUCAAACAGGAGACUUCGCAAGCAAAAUGACCGAUGAUGUUGUAAAACUGGAAGAAGGAAUAGGAGAAAAACUAGCAACGUUUAUUUUCUACCAAGCAUCAUUCGUCAGUUCCAUAAUAAUGGCACUUAUUAAAGGGUGGAAGUUAGCCUUGUUGUGCUUAAUUUCUUUUCCGGUUACUUUAUUCUUAGUCGGAAUAGCUGGGCUGAUUGCUGCGAGAUUAUCUAAGAAAGAGGCAAUAGCAUCCGGCAAAGCAGGUGCCAUCGCCGAAGAGGCGCUAUCAGCAGUCCGGACAGUUUAUGCAUUCAGCGGUCAGAGAAAAGAAAUCGAAAGAUAUGAUGGCCAUCUUUCAGAAGCAAGAAAGAUCAAUAUUAAAAAAGGGUUUUUCAACGGAAUGGCAAUGGGCACGCUAUUCUUUUGUAUUUUCUGUGCGUAUGCCUUAUCAUUCUGGUUCGGCUACAAACUUAUGGUAGAGGAGCCAGAAACAUACGAUGUCGAUACAAUGAUAGCUGUUUUCUUUGGUGUUAUGAUGGGUUCCGCCAAUUUUGGUAUAUCGUCAACAUUAAUGGAAGUGUUCGGAGUAGCGCGCGGCGCCGGCGCACAAAUUUUCAAUUUGAUCGACAAUGUUCCCUAUAUCAAUCCAUUAAAAAACCAAGGUGUCACGCCCAGCUCCGUUGAAGGGAAUAUCGAACUAAAAAACGUAAUAUUUCACUAUCCAUCGAGACCGGAUGUUCCCGUCUUAAAAGGAGUAAAUAUAAGUGUGAAACGGGGUCAGUCAGUGGCGCUGGUAGGACACUCAGGCUGUGGAAAGUCUACUAUCAUUCAGCUCAUAUCUAGAUACUACGACGUCGUUGAUGGUAGCGUUUCCAUUGAUGGUAAUGACGUAAGAGAAGUGUCAGUACGAUGGCUACGCGCGCAAAUCGGUCUCGUGGGUCAGGAACCAGUGCUAUUCAACACCACAGUCCGGGAAAAUAUUCGGUACGGUCGGGAAGACGCCUCCGACGCAGACAUCGAAGGAGCCGCGAAACAAGCGAACGCUCACGAAUUUAUCAUGAAACUGCCUUCGGGCUACGAUACUCUUGUCGGUGAACGCGGUGCUUCUCUCUCGGGUGGUCAAAAGCAAAGAAUCGCUAUAGCCCGCGCAUUGGUACGCAAUCCGCGCAUUCUUCUGCUUGACGAGGCGACCAGUGCACUCGACACGUCCUCCGAAGCAAAGGUUCAAAAAGCAUUAGAUAAGGUACAUAUUUAUUUUAAGGCUCAAGAAGGCCGUACAACAAUAGUUGUAGCACACAGACUGAGUACGAUUAGAAAUGUUGAUAAAAUUUAUGUCUUCAAAAGUGGAGAUAUUGUAGAAAGCGGAAGUCACUCCGAACUAAUGAGCAAAAAAGGACAUUACUUUGAUAUGGUGAUGUUGCAAUCCUCACCGGAUGUAAAUGAAACAGAACAAGGCAACCCAAUAAACCGUACGAUAUCUGUUCAAAGCGAAAAAGAUGAAGACGAGCACGUAGAAACAAGAAUUAUAGAAAGUGAUCAGACUAUGGACACACCAGACAUUUCUUUUGCCCAAGUUGUGAAACUCAAUGCACCGGAAUGGAGAUCAAUUACAGCAGCGAGUUUUUGUUCACUUGUUAGUGGAUUUUCUAUGCCACUGCUCGCUGUAAUCCUCGGUGACUUUAUGGGUGUUCUCUCAAAUCCAGACACAGAUGCAGUUAGAGCUGAAGUGCGAAAUUACGCUCUUAUAUUUGUCGGUAUUGGCGUUUUUUCUGGAAUCACCAAUUUCGUUAUGGUAUCAAUGUAUGGAGUCGCAGGUGAAUAUUUAACGGCUCGAUUAAGAAAAAGUAUGUUUGAGAAAUUGCUACAUCAAGAUAUUGGUUUCUUCGACGACAAAAACAAUUCCGUUGGUGCUCUUUGCGCUCGACUCUCUGGUGAAGCAGCGGCUGUGCAAGGGGCGACGGGACAAAGAAUUGGUUCAGUUCUUCAAGCGGUCGGUACGUUUAGUUUCGCGCUCGGCGUUUCGCUAUAUUACGAAUGGCGAUUGGGACUUGUUGCAUUAGCAUUCGUACCGUUGAUGGCAGCUGUACUUUAUAAACAAGGCAGAAUGGUCACAGCUGAAUCUUUUGGAACAGCGAAGACUAUGGAAUCGAGUUCGAAAAUAGCCGUAGAAGCCGUUUCAAAUGUACGCACAGUCGCUUCUCUGGGUAGGGAGGAAACCUUCAUCCAGGAAUACGCUAAACUACUUACACCUGCUCUCAUCAUCGCUAAACGAGCUUGCCACUGGCGAGGAAUUGUUUUUGGUCUCUCUCGUGGACUUUUUAACUUUGUAUAUUCUGCAACAAUGUUUUACGGAGGACAUCUCAUGGUGUAUCAAGGCGUUUAUUAUGCAACCAUUCUCAAAUCAGCUCAAACUCUAUUGAUGGGUUCGUCGUCAGCGACUCAAGCGUUCGCGUUUGCUCCUAAUUUCCAGAAAGGAAUCAAGGCUGCAGGUCGCGUGAUUAUGAUAUUGAAUCGUCAAUCUAAAAUCAUGGAUCCAGACCAACCUGCAGCCGAAAACUUUAGAGGAACAGGCGAAGCGAGCUUACAAAAUGUACAAUUUAAAUACCCGACGCGACCACUUAUUCAAGUAUUGAAAAACUUAGAUCUUGAAAUAGAGAACGGCAAGACGAUUGCGUUAGUUGGCGCCAGUGGAUGUGGAAAGAGCACCAUCAUACAACUGCUGGAGAGAUACUACGACCCCGAUCAAGGCGUUGUGGCUCAAAACGGCGUACCGCUGCCAAAACUACGGCUGGUAGAUGUUAGACAAACAAUCGGGUUCGUGCAGCAAGAGCCGAUUCUUUUCGACCGCACUAUUGGAGAGAAUAUAGCAUACGGAGACAAUACAAAACAGCUUGCAAUGGAUGACAUUAUCAAAGCCGCCAAACAAGCCAAUAUACAUAAUUUCGUGGUAUCUCUGCCUCAGGGCUACGAUACCAACAUUGGAUCGAAAGGCACACAGUUAUCCGGUGGCCAGAAACAAAGAGUCGCCAUAGCUAGAGCUUUGAUAAGGCAACCAAAAAUGUUACUUUUGGAUGAAGCUACUAGCGCCCUGGAUACCGAAAGUGAAAAGGUGGUACAAGAGGCUCUGGAUGCAGCAAAGGCCGGUCGAACGUGCGUAAUGAUCGCUCAUCGACUGAGCACGGUGCGCGACGCCGACACUAUAUGCGUACUAAACGCGGGAUGUGUUGCUGAACGAGGCACGCAUUCGGAACUAAUUCAACUCAAAGGACUAUACUACAAUUUAAAUCGACGAGGAUAUACAUGAUGCGCCAAUAUCACAAUUUAGUAAAUAAUAUUUUACACAUAAAUUUAAGUUAUUGUAGUAUCAAAGUUACUACACAAUAAGAUAGACAAUAUUGUUAUAAUUUUUUAUUCAACAACAUGAGUAAAUUUGAGGAGUUCCAUCUAAACAAAAAAGUUAAACCAACAAAAUUAAUAAUAAAUUAUUAUAUACUUUUUACGUAAAAUAAAAUAGGGAAUGGAUUUUUAAAAUAAAAUACAUAUAUUUUUUUAUAUUUAUACAAGCUUUUUAUAAUUACAUACGAGCAACAAUUUUUGUUUUUAAGUUAAGUAGAGUAGAGAGAGAUAUAUAAAGGAUGGUUUUAAUCUACACGUGGUAUUUUAGAAUAUUUUAUUUUCAAUCUAGUGCAUCAGGAAAAUCUAAUAUGUCAAUUUUCAUACAUAAUAUGUCUGUA